Coniophora puteana RWD-64-598 SS2 is the source of this 768-nucleotide messenger RNA. RefSeq lists its product as uncharacterized. The transcript is spliced from 3 exons. Bases 1 to 768 code for a protein of 255 amino acids. NCBI's taxonomy places the organism in Eukaryota, Fungi, Basidiomycota, Agaricomycetes, Boletales, Coniophoraceae. The record is from RefSeq and is a predicted model, not a curated record.
AUGCCUCAUGUUAAACCUGUCCUUCUCACUUUACUGUGCGCACAGCUCGCAGAGCCGCAGGAGCACCCGACGCAGGAAGAGAAGGAAAAGAGUUGGUACAACCUCGACGCCCACCGCAAGAAGCAGCUCGAGUUCGGCGGCGGGCUGCUCGCGGGCAUCACCGCGCUUGACGCAGGCUACGUCGCGUACAAGGAGGACGGCAGGCACAAAGAGGAUAAGAAGGCACACGUGUGGGCACUCAGCAAAUGGCUGCGUGACGCGCAGGCACGCAGGCAGGCGUACUACAAUGGGCAGACGCAGGGCCCGGUGGCGUGGAUCUACACGGAAGGGAAUAAUAUCCCGCAGAAUGCGAUUCCUGGUGGGCAAGAGACGUACAAUCGCGAAGGGCGGCAGAUUCUGUAUAUCUGCAGGGCGUACUACGAGGGCGGCAUGUUUGUCGGCAAGGCCUCAUCCGUCUUCAGGCCCAGCGCCAUCGUCGGUUUCAUGCACGAGGAGAUCCACCUGGACAAGUAUGAGAUCCUCGUCGGGGACCAGAAUGCGGUCAGGUGGGUAAACGUUGAGGGCGAGUUGGAUUUACAACACCUUGGUGCACGUCCGGUCGAGGGUGGCAAGGAGCCCCACGGCACACCAAUAUACAUUGCCAAGGCGUACCACAAUAAUGCAGAGCACCCCGGAAAGGCAUCCACCCACUAUGGCGACGGGUGCUACAUUCCGUUUGGUAACAAUGAGGUCAGAUUGCGCGUGAGUCAUUUAGCCCGACAAUAUUGA